Molecule: messenger RNA, 1249 nt
Organism: Suncus etruscus (white-toothed pygmy shrew)
Lineage: Eukaryota; Metazoa; Chordata; Mammalia; Eulipotyphla; Soricidae
Gene: RALYL
Product: RALY RNA binding protein like
Exons: 9
Coding region: 121-1080 (319 amino acids)
Cellular component (GO): nucleus
Molecular function (GO): RNA binding
Source: RefSeq, a predicted model, not a curated record
CUCUUUCAAGUUCCCUGACUCACACUGAUUCCAAAGAUCUUCUCCAGAAGAGGACAGGGUGCAGGACAGAGGACCAUAGUGAUAGUGAAUUGAUUCGGAUUAAAAUCUGGUGAGCCAACCAUGACUGGCAAGACACAGACCAGCAACGUCACCAAUAAGAAUGACCCCAAGUCCAUCAACUCCCGUGUAUUCAUCGGCAACCUAAAUACAGCCAUAGUCAAGAAAAGUGAUAUUGAAGCCAUUUUCUCCAAGUAUGGAAAGAUAGUUGGAUGUUCAGUUCAUAAAGGGUAUGCAUUUGUACAGUAUAUGAGUGAACGACAUGCAAGAGCUGCAGUGGCUGGAGAAAAUGCAAGGAUCAUAGCAGGUCAACCACUUGAUAUCAACAUGGCUGGGGAACCCAAACCAUACAGACCAAAACCAGGAAACAAGAGGCCCCUUUCUGCACUUUAUAGACUUGAAUCAAAGGAGCCCUUCCUGUCAGUAGGCCUGCAAGAGGGAUCCCUGAGCACAGAGCCAGGUGGUUAUGUUUUUGACUAUGAUUACUACAGAGAUGAUUUCUACAAUAGGUUAUUUGACUACCAUGGGCGUGUGCCUCCACCUCCCAGGGCAGUGAUCCCCCUGAAGCGUCCCAGAGUGGCUGUGGCCACGACCCGCAGAGGCAAAGGUGUCUUCUCCAUGAAGGGGGGUUCGAGGUCUGCUGUAAGUGGAUCUUCAUCAGCCUCUAAAUUGAAAUCAGAUGAGUUACAGACAAUCAAAAAAGAAUUAACCCAGAUCAAAACGAAAAUCGACUCCUUGCUAGGACGCCUGGAAAAGAUUGAGAAGCAACAGAAGGCCGAGGCAGAGGCUCAGAAGAAACAGCUGGAAGAGACGGUAGAGCUGAUCCAAGAAGAAAGUGUGUCUGAGAAUGCUGAUCACUCUACAGAGGAGCCUGCCGAAGGAGGGCCUGAUGCAGAUGGAGAAGAGAUGACUGAUGGGAUAGAGGAGGACUUCGAUGAAGAUGGGGGUCAUGCGCUGGUAGGAACUAAACAUUUGGUGUCCACAUGCUUGAGUAACAGCACCAGCAUAUCAACAGUUAAUUAAUUCUAAAACUUUUCAUGUUUAAUUUUAAAAUUAAACAUGGGGGGCUUAUUUGUUUCUUAUAUGGAUUUAUUUAAAUCACCAUAUAUAUUAAAACAGUUCUUUGUGUAUAAGUGAUCUAUAUAUUUGUGCCAAAACCUGAGGGAAUAAAUAAAUAAAUAAUAAAGAUAUA